This is a messenger RNA of Eriocheir sinensis (Chinese mitten crab), 2011 nucleotides long. RefSeq names its product adhesive plaque matrix protein-like. Gene Ontology annotation, molecular function: structural constituent of chitin-based larval cuticle. The transcript is spliced from 4 exons. NCBI's taxonomy places the organism in Eukaryota, Metazoa, Arthropoda, Malacostraca, Decapoda, Varunidae. The record is from RefSeq and is a predicted model, not a curated record. Bases 46 to 1620 code for a protein of 524 amino acids. Gene Ontology annotation, cellular component: chitin-based extracellular matrix.
UGUGUGUGUGUGUGUUAGUGUGUGCGUUGCGUGUGUGUGGACAGGAUGGCUCGUGUGCGUUUACUACCCCAGCGCCUGCUACUUCAAGCCUCGGUUAUAGCAGUAGUAGCAGUCAGCAGUAGUAGCAGUAGUAGUAGUUUCUCCCCCUCCGUCUACGACUACUACGACUUUUUGGAAAUUCCUCGCGCCCAAAAAAGGAGCGACAACCCACAAGUAGCCCAACUUCCCGCCCAACGAGCCCCGAGAUUCCAGCCCAAUCGACGCCCUUUUAAGCCCUCCCCGCCCUUCCCAGCCCCAUACAAGCCCAAACCAAGCUUCAGGGAGUCCUCUAAGCCUAUUUCCCCCUAUUUCCAGCCCAAAACUAAGCCUAGGUAUCAGGAAAUAGGAGGAUUUAGACAGCCAAGCCCAAAUCCAUCUUUUUCUCGCCCAAGCGUCGGCCAUUUUAACGGGGAUGUAAAUAAACCAAUAUAUAAGCCUUUUUCCAGCCCGAAUCAAGGGGAGAGGCCGCCCUUAUCACAUGAAUGGAAGCCUGAUAGUCCCUCCUCCCCCUUUUACUAUCAGGAGGAGGAGAGAGAGGGAGAUAAACCACUAUUUGAUGUUUAUGAAUUUGACGAACCCGAUUUCCCCGUGACAUCAAGUUCAAGUGAUGAGCUAUUUUACCCUAGACAUAAGAAAAGCCCCCUAGCGCCUACAUAUGAGGCCGGAAAGCCCUCAUACCGCCCUGAAUAUGAGGCGGAAUCACCCUUAUACCCAACAUAUGAGGAGGAGGAGCCCAGGCACCCGUAUAAGCCCAGAUAUGAGGACGAAUAUCAGUAUGAGGAAGAAUUCGUUAGCCCUAGCAUUGAGGAACAUACCUAUAGGCCUAGUUAUGAGGAAAACCACUCAGUAGGCCUCGAAUAUAAGGAGAAUAGGCCUAUACAACCUCAUGAGCUCGUCUCCUCAUUCCCAAAACCCUCAUACCCGGAAUUUAGGGUAGAAAACGAAGGUCCACUCAGGGAGACUACCCCAGAUUACCCUAGAUAUGAGGUAGAUGACGAUACUGGUCGACUCCACCCGACGUAUGUGGAUGAUGAGGGAAGAGGAGGAGGUGGAGGAGGUGGAAGAGGGUAUGGAGAGGAGGAUAAGGGAUCUGGCUACCCGUAUGAGGAGGAAUUCGAACCCCCGAGACAGAGAGAAGAGAAUUACAGGCAAAAAUAUAAGGACGAAUCCAGUCCGCCAUUCCGCCCUAGCUUUCGAGAGGAGGAGGAAGAGAGGAGGAGGAGGGAGGAAGAAGAGGAGGAAGAGGAGAAGAUGAUAGAGAAGAGAGAAGUGGAUAGUGAUAGUGGUCAUCUGGACGCCAAUGGAAGAGAGUUCGUAGCAGACGCAGCCAAGGUGGAGGGUGGGGGGGAGGGGGAGGGGCGCCUAGCCUUCCAAAUCCACGGGCAGCAAGGACCCCACUCCUACCGCUUUGGCUACGAUACGGGCAAAGGGCACAAUCGGCAGUUCCGCUACGAGGAGAGAGGGGCGGAUGGUCAGGUCCACGGGCGGUAUGGAUUCUACGACAAGGACGGCAAGUUGCAGGUGGUCAACUAUUCCGCCCACCCAAAGCAUGGAUUCUCGGCGGAUGUGCCCAAACACUAGUGGAGGAGGAGGAGGAGGAGGAGGAGGAGGAAGAAGAGAGAGAGGAUAGUUUGAAAGGAAAAUGAUGAAGAAAUGUAAAUAGGAAAUGGAAGAGAAGAAGGAGGAAGAGGAGGAGAAGAGAGGAUAGUUUGAAAGGAAAACUAAGCAAAAGAAAAGUAUAUCAGAAAUGGUAGAGGAGGAGGAGGAAGAGGAGGAAGAGGAGGAAGAGGAAGAGGAGGAAGAAAGUUUGUAAAGUUUCGUUUAGUGGGCGCAACAUCUGUGGUCAUAUGCUGGAGAGAGACAGAAGGGGAAGGAAUUAUAGGAGGGAACAGACCCCAGGAGACGAGACACAACCCCUGACUAAUACCUGGUACACUGCUGGGUGGACAGGGGCGUAGGGUAUCGGAAAAGC